Molecule: messenger RNA, 2375 nt
Organism: Glossina fuscipes
Lineage: Eukaryota; Metazoa; Arthropoda; Insecta; Diptera; Glossinidae
Gene: fipi
Product: neural cell adhesion molecule 2
Exons: 8
Coding region: 664-2130 (488 amino acids)
Biological process (GO): homophilic cell-cell adhesion; synapse organization
Cellular component (GO): neuronal cell body; axon; plasma membrane
Molecular function (GO): axon guidance receptor activity; protein binding
Source: RefSeq, a predicted model, not a curated record
AAGAACGUUUAAAAUUUUAACGUUAUAUUUUAAUGUAAAAGAAAAAAAGAAAGACAGUCAAAGAAUCGUAAGAACAUGUUUGACGUCAUAUGAAAUGAUGAUGAAAUAAAAACAGGCAGAGAAAAGAAACCACUUUGCGGAAGACUUUUAAGUGAGAAAAAUAAAUAAAAAGUCGAUAACACAAUAACAAAACGAAACCUAAUUAACAGCAACAGCGUCCUCAUCACACAUAAAAGAGUGGAGGGUUAGAGAAAUCGUCAAGUGUAGGAUAAACAUUUUAUUUACAGUUGUGAACUAGAUCGCAAAGUUUGCUUAAAGGAUGCGGUGAUUGCGUAAAUAAAAAAAAAAAAAAGGAAACAAAAAAAGAAAAACAAAAAAUAGUGAAUGGCUUGAAGUGCUUUGAAUUUUUACGAUUUUUGAAUACAUGAAUAAGAAAGCGCAGCAGAAAAAAAAAAUUUCUCGUUUCUUGUGUUCUCUUUUCGGUUUUUUUUUUUUUUUUGUUUCUUUUUCCACAUAACAGUGCCUUUCUUUGUUUCUUCCGAAUAAACAAAUAAGUUAUAAUAUUUUUAAAAACAUUUCUUUAUUAACCUAAGCCUAACUAAUAAUCAAACCUUCGCGUAACCUGCUAUUCAUUACUUAACCGAAUACCUUUUCGAUAACAGCAUGAAGCUAAUUGGAUUAUUAUUAAAUUUGGCUACUACAGCCUUCGUUGCGGGCAGUAGCAGUCACCAUGAAAAUGGAAAUGAGACUGAUGGCUUAAGACUAAUACCCUCCGAUCAUACAGUGGUACGUUAUACCAAUGAAUCGCUUAUUGUGUUAUGUCGCAAUACUUUGGCGGACACGAAAGUCCAUUGGAAAUCGCCAAAAGGUGAUAUUAUCAAAGAACACAAAGGACGGAUACACAUUGAAGCUAGUCCGACAUCAGACGAUGUAAAAUUAGUGUUUAUGCACAUUUCGUUAGCGGACAAAGGCGACUGGUCGUGCGAGCAUGCCGGGGGUGGCGACAAAGCCUCUAAGCCGUUCAAUUUAAUAGUCUAUCAGAAAAUUACCUUCACUGAGAACACCACCAUACUAACGGUAAAAGAAGGCACCAAUGCUACGAUUUUGUGUGAAGUGAAGGGCGAACCACAACCAAAUGUAACCUGGCAUUAUAACGGCCAACCAAUUACAUUAGAAACAAAUUCAACGAAAUUCCGGAUUUUAGCUGAUGGAUUGCUCAUCAAUUCGGUUACACAAAAUGAUACCGGCGAGUAUACGUGUCGUGCUUAUCAAGUCAAUCCUAUUGCAUCAGAUAUGCAAGAGCGCACCGUACUGUUAAAAAUCGAACAUAAACCCAUUUGGACUUAUAUGAAUGUAGUGAAGGAGAGAUACACUUUCAUCAAUGGCACGACCACUUUAAAGUGCGAAGCAAUUGCUGAGCCGCCGGCCAAUUUCAGUUGGUAUCGUAGCAAAAAGCAAAUACAUAAUGACAAGCACUAUAGAAUUGAGAGUGGAAAUUACGUAUCGACAUUGCAUAUUAGAGUCGAUAAUGAAGAUGUUUUCAACGUUUACAAAUGCAAAGUUAAAAAUCAUUUGGGCAGCAUCGAACGUGCUUUGAUUUUGAAAAGAGGUGAAAAGCCACCGACACCGAAGGACAUGCAAUUACGGGGCUACAAUUCCAAUACCUUUGACAUUGUGGUUAAUCAUCCACGCUCUAGUGAUGUAGCCGAUCCUUUAAUGAAAGUUACCGGCUAUCGUAUUGAGUAUAUGACUGAAUUGGAAUUCAAAAAGGAUUUGGGUAAAUGGACAAAUGCCAAACGUAAAGAAUUCGCCUACGAAGAGGGCGCCACUUUUCUCAUCAGCAAUCUGGAAGCCAACACUUCAUAUUUGGUGCGUGCUGCUUCUCGUAAUUUGGCCGGCUAUAGUGAUUGGACAAAAGUUGAAAAAUUCCAUACACUAUCACUUACCCCUGCUAAUGCUAACUCAGCCACCUCGCUAACGUCGUUCUACACUGCCAAGCAUUGGUUGUUGGGCUUUGCUGUAAUGUCUUUGCAUUUUAGCAAGAAUUUAGCGUUCGGUUGCAGAGCACAGCAAAAGCAGCAGCUGCUGCUGCAACUUGUCACCGGAAGUUGUACAAGUUUGUCACUUUAAAUGAGGGUCUUUUGUGGAAACACUUUCGAAACCGUUUUAGUUCAAGUGUUUGCUUUUAAUUUUGUCAGAAGUGUUGUUUUUUUUUUUUUUUUGUUUCUUCUUUUCUCGUUCACAACUUUCUAUACAUCUUUACCUCCCCUCUCGCAGUUUCUUUUGCAACUUUGUACACAGUUUUUUAUUUUUUUUUAAGUUUAAUCUCUAAGCAUAGCCAGGAUUUAAUGAAAAUAAUUGAUGGCUACGUAAUG